AUGCCGCGAUUUGGGGCGGUGAUCCACCGCCUUCCAAUCGAAGGAGUCAUGCUACCAGAGAACGAGAAAGACGUCAUUGACAAAACUACGGAAGAGAACGACCUCGUAACCAAAGGCUAUCACAUCGAGGAUGUCGCAUGGCUCAAGAAACCAGACAAACCGUUGGGGCACGCACUCCUCUCCGGGCAUGUGGUUUGA
Rhinocladiella mackenziei CBS 650.93 is the source of this 198-nucleotide messenger RNA. RefSeq lists its product as uncharacterized. Bases 1 to 198 code for a protein of 65 amino acids. The record is from RefSeq and is a predicted model, not a curated record. The transcript has a single exon. NCBI's taxonomy places the organism in Eukaryota, Fungi, Ascomycota, Eurotiomycetes, Chaetothyriales, Herpotrichiellaceae.